AGAAAGAAAGCUGCAGGUUGCUUUCGUUACUGUUUACUCCCAUUACCCGCAUCCACACAUAUCUGAACAUCAUACAGGCUCUGUUACGCAGCUCUGGCGCCGGCCAUGCAGACUGGUGUUCACUACAGGAGAGCGAGCGGGUGCUGUGGCAUCUCUGCACAAGCUGUCACAUGACCUUGGAGAAGGCGGGGCCAAGCACUGAGGAGGCGGGGUCAAGCUCAGAGGGGGCGGGGCCCGAGCAAGGUUUGAGAAGCAGGUGUUGUGUCGAGAGCCCCGACUGCGGCCCUUCCGCCUUCACAAAGUACUGUGCCAACACUAAUGCGGAUACGGCCAGUGUCUCAGCGGGUGCAGGCAUGGACAGCACUGGACACCAGAGGAAAUGCUGUCGUGUUGGCAUCUCACAGACAUUAUCUCGGCCUAGUGGCAUUUUGAGAAAUGGCCGUGAGCAGCAUGUGUGUGAGCUUCCCCCUGCUGGCUGGAGUUCAGAGUACAUCUGGAAUGGCAGUGCAGGCCAGAGUCACUUGGGCCCCAUCUGCGUCCCCUUCGCCCGUCAUCCCAGAGAGACCGCACACUUCCUGAAUCCUGGCCUUCCUGCUGGCAUUGGGGGAAACCUUUCCACUGCGGCCAAAAACCAGAGCUCCUCUGCCGGUCUGGCCGUUCGUGUGUGUGGCUCUCCGGGGCUUGAUGGACGCGUUUACACCUCUGACCUGUAUCCUCCACCCCACCGGCUCGAGGACGGAGACACAGACUGUGACGUGGCCGAUGCGUCAGUGUUUGACUUCUCCUCUGUGACGACCUGCAGUCCUGAUGAAACUCUCAGUCGGCUCAGGGGAGCAGUAGUACAUGAGGACGAGGAGGAUGAUGAAGAGGACAGCCAGGUCCCGGUUCUCCUCAAACCAUCUUACACUCACAACACUUCAGGCGUGCAAGCCAGUGGAGGAUUAUGGAUGCCAUGGCAGAUUCCCAGACGAGCUCCCAUUCCUGCGGAGGUUCGCAUUGGGGUGCAGGGGAAGACACGUGGACCAAAACCACACCGCAUCCCCGCCACUGCCUUCCGGCCAAUUUGGGACCCAAAUUACUCACAGAGUGAUGCAACUCCUGCGAAAGAGAGCUCAGUGUCCUUCAGCUCAACCAAUCAGAUCAUUAAUCAGCCGCAAGAGAAUGACCAAUCACGAUCUGCUUAUAGAGGUACUGGAGUCCAGCGGGCUGAAGCAAUAUGGCACGACAGCGAGGACAGUGAAGGACCCUGCAGUACAGUCUGACACACUCCUAAACAGAAGACAAUCAACAUUCAUGAGUAUGCACUGGUGCAAGCUUCUCUACUUUAGCCAAUAAAACAACUGCAGAUUGAGAUUAUGAAACAUUUCUUCACUUACCGCACCAGCACACCUAAACGCCACAAAAGUCCUCAAGCAGGAUUUGAUUGGUCUGAGAAAUGCUGAUGUAACAGGAUGCACGUAAAGCCAGAAAAAUAAAAACGUUCAGUAGAAAAUAA
Danio aesculapii is the source of this 1495-nucleotide messenger RNA. RefSeq lists its product as uncharacterized. The record is from RefSeq and is a predicted model, not a curated record. Bases 171 to 1262 code for a protein of 363 amino acids. Lineage: Eukaryota; Metazoa; Chordata; Actinopteri; Cypriniformes; Danionidae. The transcript is spliced from 6 exons.